AUGGAACUAUUAGAACUUUUAGAUGACGUCGAGUUAGUAUGUGUCGCGCUUGCUGCUGACACAGUUGAGCGACACCGUGUUCAUUGGGUCCACCCACUCAAUGCUCAGAGAAUAACUUUGGGUGAGUUCCACUGUUUAUACUCUGACUUGAGACAAUAUCCGGAUCGUUUUUUUAAUUAUUAUCGUAUGUCUAUUAAAUCAUUUGACGAAUUAGUAAUUUUAUUGAGACCACGUAUAUCCGAAACGAACUCCACUUUCAGAGAAACUAUUGGCGUUGAAGAACGGCUGACAGUUACAUUAAGGUAA
This is a messenger RNA of Macrosiphum euphorbiae (potato aphid), 306 nucleotides long. The record is from the annotation of a GenBank genome assembly. Lineage: Eukaryota; Metazoa; Arthropoda; Insecta; Hemiptera; Aphididae.